Entamoeba invadens IP1 is the source of this 639-nucleotide messenger RNA. RefSeq names its product nascent polypeptide-associated complex subunit alpha, putative. Gene Ontology annotation, cellular component: cytoplasm; nascent polypeptide-associated complex. The transcript has a single exon. The record is from RefSeq and is a predicted model, not a curated record. Lineage: Eukaryota; Evosea; Mastigamoebida; Endamoebidae. Gene Ontology annotation, biological process: protein targeting to membrane. Bases 1 to 639 code for a protein of 212 amino acids.
AUGUCUGCUGAAGUCCCCAAAGUUGAAGUUGCUGCUGAAGUCCCAAAGGUAGAGGAAAAGCACGAAUGCGAAUGCCAUGACGAGAAGUGCGAGUGCCACGAAGAGAAAUGUGAGUGCCAUGAUGAGAAGUGUGAAUGCCACGAGCACCACGAAGAGGAGGAAGAGCAGAAAGCCGAGAGAGUCCAGAGCAAAGGUGAGAAGAAAGCCCGUAAAGCUCUUGAGAAGAUUGGUCUUGUUGAGGUUCCACAUGUCAUCGAGUUCUCAUUGAAGAGACAAGGAACCAAAUUUGUCAUCCACGAACCAGCUGUUUUCAAGCUCCCAGGUGCUGAACAAUUUGUUAUCUAUGGUGAACCAAAGAAUGAAUUCAUGGACGCCAAGACCAGACAACUUUUCGAACAACUCCAAGCUAACAUGAAAGAACAACAAGCCGCUACUGGUGAAACCAAAGAAGAAAAGCCAGUCGCUGAAGCUAAAGAAGCUGAAAAACCAGCUGCAACUGAAGCUGAUGAUGGAUAUGUACCAAAUGAGGAAGAUGUUAAAGUCCUCAUGACUCAGGCUAACACCACCCACGAAAAGGCAUAUGCUGCUCUUAAGAAGACUAAGGGUGACUUGGUCAAUGCUUUCUUCGAGUUCCAGUAA